GCACAUACUGAACUAUGUAGACAGCAUUGUGAGGUUUGAGACGGAACGCGGGGUUUCCGUUUCCGCCGCGGGUGUGUGUAUAUGUGUGUGUAUACAGUGAGUGUGUGUGUAAAGUGUGUGUGUGUGUGAGAGAGAAACCUCCCCACUGCUGAUAUGGUUAUCCCACUGUGAGGGUUUUAAAGUGGAGGGCUGAUGAUAGUCAGAGCUGGCAGUUUUAGAUUUUAUUUGGUGUGGAUAACUAUGGCCCAGGUAUCAGCACAAGAGGAAAAGGAGAAAACCGCCGCGCUGAAAGAUUUGUUGUCCAGGAUUGACUUGGACGAGCUGAUGAAGAAAGACGAGCCUGCGCUCGUUUUCCCCCAGACUCUGGAAGAGUUUGAAUAUGCUUUUAAUGAACAUGGCCAGCUGAGACACACUAGAAGCGGAGAGCCGUUCGUCUUCAACUACAAGGAGGAUCUGCACAGGUGGAACCAGAAGAGAUAUGAGGCUCUGGGAGAGAUCAUCACGCAAUAUGUUUACGAGCGCUUGGAGAAAGACUGCAAGCUGAGGAAAGAGAUGCUCCCAGUGGACGCUGAGGAAGAUGAACCGAAGAGUUUUUUCUAUCUGAGUGAGGAUGCGCUGACUAACCCAGACAAGCUGCUGGUCCUGAUCCAGGGUGGAGGAGUGGUUCGAGCAGGACAGUGGGCCAGACGCCUCAUCAUAAACGAAGACCUGGAUAGUGGAACACAGAUCCCCUUCAUCAACAGAGCCAUGAAGGUGCUGCAGCGAGGAGAGGAGAGGAAAGAAGAGAAGAAGAUGGUAGAGGAAAAGGAGGGUUACGGAGUGAUGGUGCUGAACCCUAACGAGAACUUCGUGGAGGUGGAGAAGGCUCCGGAGGCCGAGCAGAGCGGGGCGGACAGCUCGGACGAGCCGGCGGAGAAGCGAGAGCGCAGGGAGGAGAGAGAGGGGAAGAAGAAGAAAGAGUUCUAUGAGAAAUACCGCAACCCGCAGAAGGAGAGAGAGACGGAGCGCAUCCCCAUACGGGAAAAUAGCACACCGGAGGACCACACUCUCCACGUGUGGGACCACUUCAUUUUCAAAUCGCAAGCCAAGAAAGUCUUUGUUGUCGCUCACAGCUAUGGCGGCCUGUCUUUCGUGGAGUUGAUGAUCCAGAGGGAAGACGAGGUGAAGUCCCGGGUGACGGCCGUCGCCAUGACCGACUCCGUCCACAACGUGUGGCACCAGGAAGCCAGCCGGACCAUCCAAGACUGGCUAAAGGAGAAAUGCUGUAACUGGGUGUCGAGCUCCGAGCCCCUGGAUACACCGCUGGAUGCCAUGCUGCCUGACUGCCCUCGACGUUCAGCAGGCACUGAGAGGCAUGAGCUAACUUCAUGGAAAAGCUUCCAGUCCAUCUUCAAGUACUUCGACAAACACCUGGAGGAGCAGACGAAAGCAGCAGCAGCAGAAGAGGAAGAAGAAGAAGAUGAAGAAAGAGAAAAGGAAAAAGACGGGGAGGAAGAAGCUACAAAAGAGCCCCCCACCACCCGCAGCGCCAACCGAGUCAAACACGAGGACUUGUAGAACAUUUUAGAAGGUCCAGAAACAUCAGCCGUCAACAUCUCCUCUCUGAACCUCUCUCAGCCGGUUUCCUCUCUUUCACUAGAAACAAAUGAAACAUAACCCUUCUCCUGGAGGCUCUCCUCCUCCUCCUCCUCCCAACAUAUUGUCUCUCAUGCCUCGGAGUGCGAGGUCGGUGUGUAUACAUCAGAAUAGCGUUUUGCAUUACUUCUAGAUGAGCGCAACUGUCAAAGCAAUAUGGCUCCACUGCUUGUGCCUCCCCUGGGCUGCUGUGCGGAUUUGGUGGCGGCCCAUCGGUGGCCAGAUUAAGGCUGACAGGCGGCUCCGCACUGCGCCUCGUGAUGCACCUCUAAUUGUCCUGACAUCGCUCUGAACUGAGCUAAUGCCUGGGAAACACACACACAUACAUACAUGGAUACACACACUUGUAUACACACUCACACAUUUUUAUCCCCACCCCAUGGUCCUAAAACCCACUUGCAGAUCGCCCCCAGUCCCUGAAAAGCUCUGGCUUUUUCCUUUUUUUUCAUAUUUGUUCCUCGUUCAGUCUUUCAGCUCUUUUCAGCCUUGACCUGGGUGAAAUAUGUAUUUGAAGUGCUGCCUCAUGUUAGACAUUUUCAUCCUUUUCAUACUUCAGAUUCCAGACUUGUGGCCAAUUCUGGAAUUACGGGAUUAGUCCCGCUACACUCUUGUGGCUUGAACUCAGAAUUGCGAUGAUUUCGCAUAGUAUAACACAGCCGAGCAUCGUAAAUAUAUACAGUAUAUUGGACAUCAAAUAUAUAUAUGAUAUAAUUCUUUGCUUUCCCAAACUAAGAUUCUUCAUUUUUUAUGCUAAAGUCUGUGCUUUAUUACAGUAGUUUCCCAGACAGGGAUUAAGCCUAGUCUUGAACUACACAACAAUUUUGAAUGGAGUUUUUUUUUUUUAUUAUUGAAAGGAAAAUACAGUAUAGUCUAUGACUAGGCUUAAUCAAUCAAUUUAGUCAAGAAACUAAACCAUAAUUUCAUUAGGAUCCUCUGUAGGCCUGUCACAAUAUCUUUACUGUUCUUUUUGGACAAUAUAUUGACCUUAAGAUAAUUGCGAUAAAAUCAUUUUUACACCAUUUUAUGCCACUUUUUUUUUAGUAAUGAUAAUUUUAAAGCAUAAUAAUACAGCUAUACUCAUUUAAAGGACUAUGGACAUUUAAUCAAUAGUAUAUUUUUGCUUUUUACUUUAUCUGCCACAGUCAUUGCCACGUUGGUCAUUGGGUAACUGGUUAAAAAUAUUGGUGAAGCUCAUUCCUAUGUAAACAGUUUUGUAAAGGAAACACAAUAGACGAUAGCAAAGGUCAGCUAAACUUUAGCAAGCAAUUAUUUAUAGUGCGAAAAGUUGAUAAUAUUAAUAUCGUGACAGGCCUAGGACCUUCAGAAUUAUGUAAAAUAUAGGUUCGAAUCCAUUAACCUCAGUUUUUAAGUUAGCAUUAUAACUGCAUUACUUUCAAAAAUAGCAUAGACCCCACAAUCGAACCCUGUGGGGCUCCCUAAAAUCUGUUACUUUUAACUUAAAUAGUUGAAUAUCUUUCCUGUAUUUUUUUAAAAUCACUUUUGAAACAAUCCACAUUCCCAGAGUAAGUUUUAAGCAUAUCUCUUUUUACAGAAGUACGAUAUAAGUACAAAAAUUCACCGUUCAGAACGAAUUACUAAACCUAUUAUGUCCUUUCUGCCGGAUUGGAGGGAUUGGGAGGGUUAAUAUCCAAAGCAUAAGAAAGAUUCUUUUAGAUGUUUGCACAAUGUAUCCUCCCUUUCUCCCUCCUCAGCUCUCAUGCCUGUUAAAUCUCACAUUCUGAACAUCACACUGACAUCGUCCGCUCUCCCCCUAAAGCUCAUGUUAUGUCAAUUUCUUGGCAUAAACAAAAGACAUUGUCUUCUGGACAAUGUGGUAUUAGUCAAGGCUUAGAGAUACGUCGCUCAAGCACAUCAACACAUCCCUCUGCUUUAACUCAAAAACUAAUCUUCCCAGACUGGCGCACAGUCGCCGCUGAUGACAAAAAAAAAAAAAGAGCAGCGAAUUCAGCGUUGAAUCCGAGAUCUUUGAAGGUAGACUGUUUUUCGGUGUUUGAAACGGUUGAAAGGGUAAUUUGCAUAUUUUACGUGUCAUUUUAAACGAACGAACGAACGAAAAUAAAUAAACGAACGAACGAGUGUGCGAGCGAGCGAGUGAGUGAUGAGAUGUGGAGACGUUUGGGAAAUAAUGCACUAAAUAUAUCCACAUCCAAAAGCUUCAGACGUUCAAUCGCAUUCAGGCCUUUUUUUGUUUUUUAGAGGGUUUCAGAACUAUUUUUACUGCAAACACAGAAGUUUAAAGUUUUAAUAGAGCAAUAUACCUGAAAAUAUGCUCAAGUUUUUAUCUUUAAAACAAGAUGUCGCAAGACGUUGCUUAUUGCAACUUAGUUGGAGUAAAACUAUAAACACCUGUGGAACUUGAAUAGAGUUGCCUUAGGAAUAAAAUACAAAAGACAAAUUUCAUCUUCCUAUUUUAUUUUUUCUUAAUUUUCCUUCUUUUCUAACAAUAUGACUACUAAGCCAUAUAGGAUCUUUCAUUUGUGGAAGUGUAAGAGAUGUGGGAGUGUAAGAGUGCAGGCUUAACCAAAUAAUAAAAACGCCAGACCUACACAUUUGAUAUGUAAAUUCAUUUUAACGGUUGCUGUUUUUUUUUUUUAAAUGACUGAUUUUUACAUUUAUAUCAAGCCGUUUGAUUCGCUUUGAACUGGUGUAGAACUGGAGUUUAUUUCUGAAAUGAUGAUUAGAUGUUUUAUCUUUGGGUUUGGGAAUGGUUAUGGUAAUUUUGUUAUAUUUGAGUAAGUUUUUCAUCCUUCCUUUGUCUUCGUUUCUGUUUUGCAAAGACAAAGCAGUUCCUUUCUUUAAAUUGAGAUUGGAUUUGGGGUUUAUCCACGUGGUCCACAUGUUUUUUGAUUUGUAUCUUCUUGUACUUCAUCUUUAUCUUUUUUAUGCUAAUUUACAACAGACUAUGGCUGUUAUAAAAUAAACACAUUUUUAUGCUUA
Astyanax mexicanus (Mexican tetra) is the source of this 4593-nucleotide messenger RNA. RefSeq names its product family with sequence similarity 172 member A (gene arb2a). The transcript has 12 exons. The coding region runs from base 193 to 1557 and encodes 454 amino acids. NCBI's taxonomy places the organism in Eukaryota, Metazoa, Chordata, Actinopteri, Characiformes, Acestrorhamphidae. Gene Ontology annotation, cellular component: nucleus. Gene Ontology annotation, biological process: regulatory ncRNA-mediated heterochromatin formation. Gene Ontology annotation, molecular function: siRNA binding. The record is from RefSeq and is a predicted model, not a curated record.